This is a messenger RNA of Photinus pyralis (common eastern firefly), 1794 nucleotides long. RefSeq lists its product as uncharacterized. NCBI's taxonomy places the organism in Eukaryota, Metazoa, Arthropoda, Insecta, Coleoptera, Lampyridae. The coding region runs from base 1 to 1404 and encodes 467 amino acids. The record is from RefSeq and is a predicted model, not a curated record. The transcript has a single exon.
AUGGCUUUACAGUUCAUUGAAAGUGAAAAGCGAAAACCAAAAUUGUGUGUAAACAAUCAUAUUUAUUAUAAAUACAAGGUGGUGGAUGAAACAACAUAUUGGAAAUGUGAAAAAUUCCAAAUUACAAAGUGCAAAGCUCGAAUGAGCACGCAAGGCGAAAGAAUUGUGUCCCAUGGGAAGAAAGAACACAAUCAUGUCGCUGAUGUUGCGAAAGUGGAGUGUGACAAGAUACUAAAUAACAUAAAAGACACUGCAAGAAAUACUCGAGACUCUCCCCAUGUGAUUGUGUCAGAUGCUUCAGUAGGAGUGAGUUUGGCUAUCGCAGGAAGGCUACCAUCAGUUGACUGCAUGAAGAAAACCAUUAGAAACGUAAGAGCAAAGGAAAAUCCAGGUCCUGUGCUUCCUUUACAUCGAAGGGAUAUUGUUUUUCCUGAAUUGUACACUCUGACAGAAAACCAAGAAAUAUUUUUAAUGUUCGAUUCCGGUCCUCAGGACGAUCGAAUUUUGAUUUUUUCUACCAGACGAAACUUACAGCUAUUGGCACGUUCUAGUCACUGGUAUGCUGACGGCACAUUUAAGGUAUCUCCACCGCUUUUCGCGCAACUAUAUACCAUACAUGGACUUAGACACAGCAACAGCAUACCUUUAGUAUACGCUCUCUUGCCUGAUAAAACUCACAAUACCUAUGUGCGACUUCUUGGACAAAUUAAGCAGCUCGAGGCAACUGUUAACCCAGAAACGAUAUUAAUAGACUACGAAAGUGCAAUAAUCGGUGCCAUUGAAAGCGAAUUUCCUGGAGUUGUUGUGCGUGGAUGCUUUUUUCACUUUUGCCAGUGUAUUUUUCGUUCUAUCCAGUCAAAUGGGUUACAGCAACGAUACGAAACUGAUGCUGAUUUUGCACUCACUAUGCGCUACCUGUCAGCACUAGCAUUUGUUCCUCUUAACGAGUUAGUGCAAUCCUUUGAUCUGUUAUUGGAUAACAACGUCUUUCCACCAGAAGCCCAGCCAGUAAUUGAUUAUUUCGAAGACACCUGGAUUGGCCGCCCUGACAGACGACUGCGUCGUCGUGCACCACGAUUUGCGCAUGUCAUGUGGAACUGCUACAACAGUGUACUGGAAAACUUGCCAAAGACUAACAACGCUCUAGAGGGAUGGCAUCGCGGCUUCCAGGAGAUGGUAGGCGGAAAUCAUCCAAACAUAUGGAAGUUUGUUAAUGCGCUUAAGAAAGAACAGAGCCUCAAUGAGUUGAGAAUUGAGCAAUACCAUAGUGGGCAGCAACCGCCAGCUAGCCGAAAGAAGUAUCGCGAUUGUGCGGAACGAAUACGACGUUUAAUAUUAGAUUUUGAUCCAGCCAAUGACGUAGUGCCAUACCUUCGAGGAAUUGCCCACAACAUUACCUAUUAGAAUACGUAUUUAGUUUGUGAAAUGAAAAAAAAUAUAGAACCAAAAAAGUGUUGUCAACCGCACAUAGUGCACGAACUGCCCCAAAACAUUGUAAAUAUUGUAAACAAAAAGCAAAAAAACAACAAAAAAGUAUUGACAACCGCACAUAGUGCACGAACUGCCCCAAAACAUUGUAAAUAUUGUAAACAAAAAGCAAAAAAACAACAAAAAAGUAUUGACAACCGCACAUAGUGCACGAACUGCCUGCCCCAAAACAUUGUAAAUAUUGUAAACAAAAAGCAAAAAAACAACAAAAAAGUAUUGACAACCGCACAUAGUGCACGAACUGCCCCAAAACAUUGUAAAUAUUGUAAACAAAAAGCAAAAAAACAACAACAAAAAAGUAUUGAC